AAGAACUUUGCCCUCUUCACUUACAGGCGUCUUGAAUAUACACGUGACCAGCUGCUGGAGUUCAAGAAGCAAAUAGAUAAUAAGGGCGGUCAAGGUCAAGGUGAAGAGCAAGGAGGAGGUUUUGGUGGAGGAUUCGGUGGAUUUGGUGGAGGGGGAGGGAAUGAGGUGAGUUAAAAUACUUAAUUCUCUUUACUGCAUGCCAUAUAGUGUUUAAUCAUCAAGGAAGUCUGUUCCUAACAGAGGAAUUCGGAAGCUUGGCAAGUAUUAGUUCAAGCUGAAGGAAAGUUCGGUCCGUGCUCAUUGUCAAUGAUGUAGCACUGACUAAAGUAGAGUUCCUAUUUUUUAUCACGGUCUUAAUUUUGGCACAUUUUCAGUAAAUAAAAAUAAAAGAAGUAGAGAAUAAGCGGCGAAUAAAAAAGUGGUCCCUUCAGUUAUGUAUUUAGGAUCAUGAGAGUUUGCACACUUUUGUAGUAUAGAAUCAUUCACCAGAUGUUUUUAGUAAACAAACGAAAAAGGUGAAACCGAACAGACGUAAAUGACACGAAGCGCCUUCUCCUUUCUACCUCAAAAUCAAUCUAAGGCUUACUCACGUGUCACUGCAUGUUUCAGCCCUCCAAACAUGUUCCUCAUGGCAGUAAACCAGGCACACAGCAAAGGGACCGAUCGAUCUCGUCUGUCUCUGUGCAUUCCUCUGGGAGACCCAAGUCCAGUUUGAGUACCUUAACGGACAAAGGAACCCCUGAGCCCGCGAUAGAAGAGGUCAGCGAGGAACCGUCUGCCUUGGAACAGGAGAUUGCAUACGAAGAACAAAUCAGGUUGGAAAACAGGAAAAAAGCCUUGUAA
Porites evermanni is the source of this 843-nucleotide messenger RNA. The record is from the annotation of a GenBank genome assembly. Lineage: Eukaryota; Metazoa; Cnidaria; Anthozoa; Scleractinia; Poritidae.